AGAGAAAAAUGUCUGGCUGCAGCAAAAUCCGCCACAUAGUAAGACUUCGCCAGAUGCUCCGCCGCUGGCGCAAGAAGGCGGCGAUGGCAGCUCGCCCCGCCCCCUCGGACGUGCCAGCCGGCCACGUGGCACUCACAGUUGGCUCCAGUCACAAGCGGUUCGUUGUCCGCACCGCCUAUCUUAACCACCCGGUUUUCAAGAAGCUGCUGGCCCAGGCCGAGGAAGAAUACGGGUUUACCAACUCCGGUCCGCUCGCUAUUCCAUGCGAAGAAUCUCUCUUCGAAGAGAUUCUGCGCUAUUUGAACCGGACCGAGUCGGCCAAGACCAGCUCGGCCCGGUUCAUGAGCUUCGAGGAUUUCCAGCGCUACUGCCACGUCGGACUCCAAAGCAACCUUAAAAUCUUGGCCGAAUCCCGGCCGCUUUUGGAUGGCUUUUGCGACAAGGCCAUUUGGUGAUCAAUUUUGGAGUGAAAAAAAAAAGAAAUUUGGGAUUAAUUCUUUGCUUCAGGAAAAUUCUUGGGUCACAACUGUAUUGUCAGUUGGACCGGUCUAGUAGAUGCUGCAUUCGAUGAAAUAUGCUGAUUGCAGUAUCUAAGUGUAUUGUACAAACAUAUACAGCUUUAGAUACUGCAUUUGGUGGAAAAUCAUCGAAUGAAGCCUAGAUUAUACGCGGGGUUUUUAUAAAUUGUUUGUUUUGUAAUUUUUUUUGAUUACUUGGGAUAUACGUCGGAGAAUGUGCAAUGGAGAUGGCAGAGAUGGUGGCGAGUCGCCACCGAGUCGUCCCGGGUCCGGAUCGGAGCGAUAUAACACACUAAUGCGGGUUGGAGGUGAAGGUUGCACGUGAGAAAUUAAGGGUUGAUCUGGAAAUUGUAAAUGAAAAUAAUUGAUUGAAAGGAAAUAUACAAUGUUUUAUUGUUCCAUAAUGUUUUUUGAAUUAUUUAUGGAGUUGUAUAGUAUUAUUAUUAUUAUUAUUAUAGAGUGAUUAUUGAUUGGUAGAACGUGGGAGUUGCAACGAUAACAACCCAUGUGACAACAAGGUCAGCCCACACAUAAAUUAUUAUGCA
Molecule: messenger RNA, 1063 nt
Organism: Salvia hispanica
Lineage: Eukaryota; Viridiplantae; Streptophyta; Magnoliopsida; Lamiales; Lamiaceae
Product: auxin-induced protein 6B-like
Biological process (GO): response to auxin
Source: RefSeq, a predicted model, not a curated record